Hibiscus syriacus is the source of this 1168-nucleotide messenger RNA. RefSeq names its product 50S ribosomal protein L15-like. The transcript has 4 exons. Gene Ontology annotation, molecular function: structural constituent of ribosome. Lineage: Eukaryota; Viridiplantae; Streptophyta; Magnoliopsida; Malvales; Malvaceae. Bases 108 to 932 code for a protein of 274 amino acids. The record is from RefSeq and is a predicted model, not a curated record. Gene Ontology annotation, cellular component: mitochondrial large ribosomal subunit. Gene Ontology annotation, biological process: translation.
UCCUUCUCCUUACUUCCAGCUGAGUGAGCUUUAAGCAGAAUUUCUCAAAACCCUAGAUCACAUGCUAAAAAAUCCCCAAUUGAAAACCCAAAUCCUAGUAUUUUGCAAUGAUAAGAAGAAGACUCCCUUCGAUAACCUCUAUUUGUUCUCAGUUCCUAAAGACCAAACCCAUCUCCAGUCCAUCACAAAACCUCCAUUUCCAUUCCCUGCAAUCCCCUAAAUGUUCCGACCCCAUUAACAGAAAUGGAUCAUUUUGGUUUCAGGGUAUUAGAGCUUAUAGUCUUUUGAGCUUGAACGAUCUGAGAGACAAUGUUCCCAGAAAGAAGAAGACGAGGAAAGGGAGAGGUAUUGGGUCCGGGAAAGGGAAGACCGCCGGUAGAGGACAUAAAGGACAGAAGGCUAGAGGUAAUGGCAAGUUGGGAUUCGAAGGAGGCCAGACUCCGAUGCGGCGUCGCUUGCCUAAACGCGGCUUUAAGAACCCUUUUAGCCUCACUUUUCAGCCAGUAGGAUUGGGAAAGAUAGCCAAACUAAUAAAUGCUGGGAAGAUUGAUUCUCAUGAAUUGAUCACCAUGAAGACUCUCAAGGAUGUCGAGGCCAUCGGGAAACAGAUAGAGGACGGAGUAAGGUUGAUGGGUCGUGGUUCCGAACAGAUCAAGUGGCCGAUUCAUCUGGAGGUGUCGAGGGUGACUGUUAGAGCAAAGGAAGCAGUUGAAGCUGCAGGUGGAUCUGUGAGGAGAGUGCAUUAUAACAAAUUAGGGUUGAGAGCUCUCCUCAAACCCGAGUGGUUCAAAAAGAAGGGCAGGUUGCUGCCGAAACCAGCCAGGCCUCCUCCGAAGUUGAAGGAUAAAGUUGACAGCAUAGGACGCCUUCCGGCUCCAACGAAACCCAUCCCGAUUUUCGCCGAAGAGCAGCCGGUCUCCUCUCCGGCUUAGUAGACUGAUGAUCGGUUUGUUCGUUCAACCACCGAAUUGUUACUCAUAAUGAGUUAUUAUGCAAUCGGAUUUUAUUUUUCGACACUCGAUAGUUCUCAGGCUUUCCAUGUUUCGGAGGGAAAUAAUCAAAUAUAUUCCAAUCAUUUUCCAUGCAAGAAAUAAUUUAUAACUACGCUCUUUGCACUUGGUUUGAUCCACUUCAAUCAGCCUUUCUAAGUUCACGUGUUUAAAUAAUU